AUGUUUACCCACGGCCCCGCUCCGCCUCCUCUUGCAUCGGCGUACGGACCUCCCACUCCGCAAGGACCGCCGUUCCCUGCGCAGCAGCCGUACUACCAAAGCCCGCCACCCUAUGCGCCCGCUGCUCAACGCGCAUCGUUCAGGUCAUACGACUCAACGCCACCUCCUCGUCGGCCAUCACUCUCCCCGGCGCCGCGGGAGCCGUCAUCCUACAAACAAGUUGCAAAGUCAUUCCUCAUGGACCAACAUGUCGAGGUCCAGAUUAAUGCGAACGUUUGGGUCAUGGGGGUAGUUGUUGCCGUGUUGAAUGCUGCGCACAAGAUCUUUGGCUGUGUUUACCACGUUGAGUAUACCUCCCCAGACACGCACAGACCCACCCGAUCCGAUUUCUGGCCGUCGAGCAUCCGUGAAUGCCGUCGCUGA
This is a messenger RNA of Peniophora sp. CBMAI 1063, 423 nucleotides long. The record is from the annotation of a GenBank genome assembly. Lineage: Eukaryota; Fungi; Basidiomycota; Agaricomycetes; Russulales; Peniophoraceae.